CGGUUGGAUUCUCCUCCCCGCGGGAUUGGGCUGUCCUGCACCGCUCACGCGCUCGGCUGCGGUGGCUGCUUUGGCGGAGAAGGAGGAGUUUGGGGCGAAGAUGAAGGCAGCGGGCAGCAGCUGAGGCGAGGCGAGGGGCGACGGAUAGAGAAGCUCGCGGCCGGGGGUUUCUUCUCCAGCAAAGGGAAUGGCUUACGCCGGGGCUGCGGGCGACGAGGAGCCUUCGUCCGGCACCUCUAGCCGCCGAGAAGACGAGGGCUACGGCGGAGGCCAGGCGGCUGCGAUGCUGCGGGAAGCCCUCUCGCUAGAAGAGAUCCUCAAGCUCUACAACCAGCCCAUCAACGAGGAGCAGGCGUGGGCCGUUUGCUACCAGUGCUGCGGUUCCCUCCGCGCCGGGGGUCGCCGCGGAGAGAGCCUGAGCCGCCGGGUGGAGAGCCCUGCCGACAUCCGGAUCUGGAGGGAUGGGACCGUCACUUUGAAUGGAAGCGGCGCCGCUCGGAGCCCGCUCGGAGCAGGUAAAUCUGAACAUUCACAUUUUUCUGAAACAAAGGUUAUAGAAUCACUAGGAAUUAUUAUUUAUAAAGCACUGGAUUAUGGCUUGAAAGAGAAUGAAGAGCGAGAGCUAAGCCCUCCCUUGGAGCAACUGAUUGAUCAUAUGACUAAUACAGUGGACGUAGAUGCAACCAAAGAUGAAGGUUAUGAAGCUCUGGAUGAAGCUGCAGAUGAUGAACAUAAAGACAGUAUUGAAGUUAUACAGUCUUAUAGAGAUGUCAUGAAGCUUUGCGCUACCCAUCUGCCAACCCAAUCAGAUGCGCCAAAUCACUAUCAAGCAGUAUGUCGCGCACUAUUUGCUGAAACAAUGGAGUUGUACACAUUCUUGGCCAAAAUUAAAAGUGCUAGAGAGAAUUUAAAGAAAAUGCAGGAAAUGGACAAAGAAAGAAAUGAGGACUCUAGCACUGACCUUGAUGAAUUAAAAACUGCUGAUUGGGCACAGUUUUGGAUUCAAGUUAUGAGAGAUUUGCGAAAUGGUGUAAAACUGAAGAAAGUUCAAGAACGUCAGUACAACCCUCUUCCCAUAGAAUAUCAGCUCACUCCGUAUGAAAUGUUGAUGGAUGAUAUUCGAUCCAAGCGCUAUACUUUAAGAAAGGUUACGGUCAAUGGGGAUAUUCCUCCACGAUUAAAAAAGAGUGCCCAUGAAAUUAUCUUGGACUUUAUCCGGUCUCGACCUCCAUUAAAUCCUGCAUCUGCAAGAAAACUGAAGCCAACUCCACCGCGGCCACGUAGCCUCCAUGAAAGAAUUCUGGAAGAAAUAAAAUCUGAAAGAAAGCUAAGACCUGUUUCACCUGAUGAGAUCAGGCGUAGCAGGCUAGAUGUACCCACAUCAGCAGCCUCCCAAAACCUAUUAGAAAGCUGUAUAGCGAAUGGCAGCUUGGAAUCCAAAGCAAAGGUAAAUGGCCUAGGUACAACAACAAAAUUAACGGUGCAGCGGAAGAGACUUUUGAAAGCUCCCACUUUGGCUGAACUGGGUAGCUCAGAUUCAGAGGAGGAGUCUAUACCCAAAUCAGCCAGCAGUGGUAGUGUUUCUCCCUCCCAGAUGGAAGAUGUGUUUCUGGAGACCACAUCUGGAAAAAAGGUGCCUCCAAAAUUCUUGCCAAUAUCAUCUACACCACAGCCAGAAAGGAGACAACAACCUCAGAGACGACAUUCUAUUGAGAAGGAAACGCCAACCAACGUCCGGCAGUUCUUGCCUCCCACAAAACAGAGCUCCAGAUCCCUUGAGGAGUUUUGUUACCCGGUGGAAUGCCUGGCUCUCACAGUGGAAGAAGUAAUGCAUAUCCGUCAAGUGCUGGUAAAGGCAGAACUAGAGAAAUAUCAACAAUAUAAAGAUGUCUAUACUGCCCUAAAGAAGGGAAAGCUCUGUUUUUGUUGUCGCACAAGAAGAUUUUCUUUCUUCACUUGGUCCUACACUUGUCAGUUUUGUAAAAGGCCUGUAUGUUCACAAUGCUGUAAAAAAAUGCGCCUACCAUCAAAGCCAUAUUCCACCCUUCCAAUUUUUUCCCUGGGACCUUCUGCUUUACAAAAAGGAGAAAGCUUUAUGAGACCUGAUAAAACUCCCAUCAGCCAUCAUAGGUCACUAAAGGGCAUACCAAGGUUAUCCUCAAAGUCAAAGUCGGUAGAUAAGUCAAAUGAAGAACCAUUUUUUCCAAAAGAACUCAUGGAGGACUGGAGCACCAUGGAGGUGUGUGUGGACUGCAAGAAGUUCAUUUCAGAAAUAAUCAAUUCAAGCCGCCGCAGCCUCUCUCUGGCUAACAAACGAGCCAGAUUAAAAAGGAAAACACAGUCAUUCUACAUGUCAUCUCCAGGCACUUCAGAAUACUGUCCUUCUGAGAGGACUAUCAAUGAAAUCUGAGUCUUGUGCCUUUCUCUUUAUUUACUCUUCAUGAGAUCCUGAGAAACUCAUCAAAACCAGAGCAUCAUUUUUUCCCCUUUGUUCUACUUGAUCAUUUACAUUUUUAUUAGCUUAUUGGUUUCCCUGCUCCAUAUAAUGUAUAAAAAGAAACAGAAAUUGUCCUACCCAGCAGGCCAGCGAAUAAGCUUGUUUUACUGGAGGAAAACAACUAUACUAGAUUGUUGUCUACUUGUAUAUGUUCAGUGUACAAAGGAAGUCUUUAUUUGUAUUUUUUGUAAUUUAUCCCUUAGUUAUUUUUAAGAUGAGUCUCUAUGUAUGUAUGUGUAUAUAUAUAUGUAGAUAGAUCUAAAGAAAAACUAGAUUAUGGUGUUAGUACAUUUGUAAACCAUAUUGGCAUUUGCUACCAAUUAAAUAGUAAUCAUAUUUUGUUAAUUUGAUGUACGUAGUCCCCUAUUGUACAGAACUUGAUAUCUUAUAGCACAAGAUUAAGAACGAUUUGCUAAUAUGCUGGAAAUGGUGAAUCAAUCCAUACCAUCUCAGUCUUAGUAUACAAUACUGAAUAAGCUGGAAGCCUGAAUGGGUAAUUAUUUUCCUGCAGCUUCUGCUAUACUAUAAUAAAAUUAGUGUGUUCAAAAUAAUAUUUUUCUCCUAUUUGGAAUGUACUCUGAAUAUUAGUGGUAGUGUUACCUGUAGCUUUUAUAAAUAAACAAAACAAAACCCUUUAUAGAGGCAGAAUGCAAUAUAAGUUUAGUUUUUAAUAUGAAUGAAUUUUUGUAAAUUAGGGUUCUCUGGGUAACAAUCCUGAGAAAGUUAAGAUAAAUAUGCAUAUUUGUUUUAUAGAGCAAUACGUAAGUACUGCUGUAAUUAAGAAUAUGGAAGCAUGUCUAUUAUUAACCCCAUUUUUACAGGGGUAAAUAUCUUGGCUGUAAAGAUUUUUUCCUGGGAAAAUUUGGGACACUGUGUCUCAGAUUAAGAAGUGUUUUUGUUUCCUUGCUUUCAGAAGGUUGGAGAAACACUAAAUGUUUUCAAGUUAAAAUACUACUGAACAUCACAUUUUUGCACUGUUUUAUAGUCAGAUUUUUUUAAACAAAACUGGCACUUAGUAUGGAAUUGGGUUAUUUUUAUAUAUAUAGCAGCCCGUUUAAACUGCUUGGAGAUCAUCUGUGGAAUUACUCUGCUAUAUUUAAUGACCUAGCUUAUGUUUAGAAUCAAAAUACAAUAUAUGAUAGGGAAAAGUUACAUUUUUAUAUUGUAAAGGGAAUGAGUGACACCUAAGUUCACUUCCAAAACAGGCAAAAUUUUCUUAUAUCAAUUACCAACCAUAUAUUUAUUUAUGAAACAUACUGUCAAAAUUUAUUCUGUCUUCUUAAUCCUUGAGCAUUAAUAUUUUGAUUUGAUUAUUCCUUGAAUACCCCAAACAGUUUACUGUUACAUUAUCUAAGUGAAAUUAUGAACGCUAAAUUUAAUAUCCAAGGAUGAAGAAUUCAUCUAUUUUGGGGAUGAAUAUUGGUCUCCCAUAGAAACCAUCACAACAAAUUGUAGAUGACAAACAUCUUGUGAUGAACUAACUAUAUAAAAUGUAACAAUAAAAAUAAGUCAGCAAUCUUUCCAGGAAAGAGGCAUGAUUAUGCAAUAUCCCAAAUAAAUAUUAAAUAUAUUAGGCAAAAUUUUCAGAAAUGAAAAGCUAAAAUCUCAUGCAUAAUAAAAGAAAUCUUGAAAAAUUUGAUGAUCCUACAAGAUCAUAUAUAUUUGAAAUUUAUUGAAAACUAUGUUAGAGUUGUGACAACAUGAAUGAUUACUGACAAGCUCUAAGGUAAUUAGUAAUUGUUUCUGUUAAUCAGCAAAUAAUUUAUCUUAGGUUCUUUACUCUCCUUAACUUAAAAUCUACACACAAAUAUAUCAAGAAAGCAAAGUAUUGUUCUAUCAUCAAACUGGUAGUCCUUAUUACCCUAAGUUACCAGAAUCUUUCCGUAUUCUUCCAGUGCAGCUGAUCUUCUAGCUGAAUCACUUAGUUCUCAUUACAAAAUAAAAAUAGGUUCUUUUUUUCUACAGAAACCAUCUUUUGAAAUGUAGGCUAGAAUACUUUAAUAAAAUACUACAGGAUUUUAUUAAAUCUUCUUUAUCAGCAAAUAUUUUCCAUGGUUUUUUUUAAAAAAAAUGUGUUUUAUGUCAGGCCAAGGAGAACACAAAAAUUAAGUAUUAUAUAAAUAUAUCAAUUUAUUUCUAGCAAAGUACUUACAAAAUUCUGAUAUGUGAGAUUAACCUGAAAUUUUUAGGACAAUAAUUGGAUAGUUGCCUACAUAUAUUUGAUGUACUAAUGAAAUGAAUGAAUUAAAGAUUUUGUAUUGGGCUGCACAGGAUAAAUAUAGGUAAUCCUCAACUUUACUACCACAAUUGGGAUUGGAGUUUCCAUUGCUAAGCAAGUUAAACGAGAUGCUCAAUUUUACAAUCUUUUUUGCCACAGUUCUUAAAUGAACCACUACAGUUAAGGGAAUCAUGCAGCUGUUAAGCAAAUCCAGUCCCCCCCCCCCCUUGACUUUGCUUGUUGGAAGUGAGCAGGGCAGGUCACAAAUGGUGAUCAUGUGAUCCCAGGACAUUGUAACCAUCAUUAAAAUACAUGCUGGCUGCCAAGUAUCUGGAUUUUAUUUUGAUCAUAUGACCAUGGGAUGCUGUGGCAAUCAAAAGUGUAAAUCACUUUUUCAGUGCCUUUGAAUAGCCCUACAAAGAAUGGUUAUAAGUUGAGGUCUAUCUGUAUUCAGCAGUCAUAUAGACAAUGUUUUACCAAUUUGUACUAAAAAAAUUGUUUACUCCAAAAUUCCAUACUUCCAGCUGAAAAAUGAAUAGACAGUUGCAAUAUUUUCCAUUUUUCUGAUCCAUGACCACCCUUGUCAUAAUUACAUUAUGCUUACAUUCACAAUAUAAAUGUCAGAACUGGUUUAAAUAGCUUAUUUCUAUGAAGGCAAAGCCUACUGAAGAAGAAAUUGUAUAAAUUAAAAUCUAUUACUUCCCUUUUCCAUUUUUCUUUAGAGCUGGGCUUAAAUGUAUUUAUAAAUUAUCCCCCAGUGAUUGCUUAUCAACAUAUGCUAUGUAAUUCAAAAUCAGCUCCAGUGUAAGGUCCCAUAAAUUAAAAAACAAAUCCAUUCGUAGGAACAGUGACUGACAUUUUAUUAAACUAAGGCUCUCUUCUCUACCUCAAAUUGUUUUGUAAUUUAAAUCCAAAUUAAUCCUUUGCCAAAGCACAGACUCUUCCAGCAGUUUGGCUGCUUUGAAGAUUUCACAGUGCGUCUCUGCAUAAGAAAAAGUUUUCAAAAUAUUUGUCCUGAGCCUUACAGAGAACAUGGCAGUAUCAACGCAGAAGGGUAUUUAGCUUGUACUGGUCGACUUUGUGAAGUGAUUGUUUUUUUAAUGCUUUGCACAAAUGUUGUGUGCCUAAUUGGUUUGAGAAUAUAACAAAGCUGUUCCACAAGCCAUGACUGCAUGCUUUCAAAAGAAAAGUAUACCCCAGGAGGGAAAAAUCAAAUAGAUGACUUGGAUUACUGUAGUAAUUCUGAAAGCACCUCUGAUCAUCAUGUGAUAUGUGUCAAAGUUAAAUGAACUUGUAAAAACCAUUUGCAAGUUACAUAUUUCUGUUAUUUGCAUUCCUAUGGUUUAUAUGAUUUCCCUUUCCUGUUUCCAAGAUCAAUUCUUGCCAAAAGUGAAAUUUAAAAAAAAGACCAUCACUAAACUUAGAUCUGGCAACCACCACUUUCCAACCAAUAAGAGAAUUAGAUGAACUCUUGGGUGGGUCAGAAUCCUAUUCUAUCACUCACUAGGAAGGGACGUCAAGCAAAUGUCUUUCUGCAGUUCCAUGCUAUUCACAAGCAAAACAUCUGACCUUGUAUCACAAUGCUGUGAUCUGCACUAAGCUUCAAAGUCCAUUGGCAUGUAUAGAAUUGUAUACUUUUUAAAUGCAUGAAGAUAUGAGAAAUACAAAUUAAAAUACAAAGUCACUUUAACUAUGGAUUGGAUACAGAAGUCCUUGAUUUGGCUGAAUCCAUAGGGAAAAGCCACACAUACACAGCAUAAUUCUUUUUGCCAAUGUCCAUUUCUCAAAAUCUGAUCUGAAAGACUGGGGAAAUCCUAAACCUUUAAUGUGAUGACACAGAGAGCUGCUAUAGAAAUUAAGUACUCAGCUUUCCACCAGCAAGAACCCUUUGCUGGAAGCUGCUGCUGGGUGUCAAGAACAAUAAUUCUUUGCUUGUGCAGAGAUAUUCAAAUUAAGAUCAUAACAUUCACAUUUUAGAUUUUGUUCCUGACUGAAGACUUUUUUUUUGCUCUCCAGAAAUAAAGAUAUUGCAAAAAUCUUUGUAGACAUGUAUUUGUAGGGAAAUUAUUGUCCUUUUUUUCUUCAUUGACUUUCUUCUACAUUUAAAUCUUGCUUUCUGAGAGGGCUGUGCUCACUCAGAAAAUCAUCCAGGCCAAAGGAUUAUUGCAGAAAGCUGAGUUUACUAGAGCUGGAUUUAGAAUACUGACUAAAGCAGUGUUUCUCAACCUUGGCAACUUGAAGAUGUCUGGACUUCAACUCCCAGAAUUCCCCAAGGUUGCCAAGGUUGAGAAACACUUGACUAAAGCUAUUGUAUGUUACAGUGAUAUUUUUAAAUUGAUAAGACUUCAUUCCUUGAUUAUACUCAGAAAGUAUUUAUUGCUGCAGUGAUGACUUUAUCUUGCAUUAUA
Molecule: messenger RNA, 7123 nt
Organism: Thamnophis elegans (Western terrestrial garter snake)
Lineage: Eukaryota; Metazoa; Chordata; Lepidosauria; Squamata; Natricidae
Gene: SPIRE1
Product: spire type actin nucleation factor 1
Exons: 16
Coding region: 188-2410 (740 amino acids)
Biological process (GO): establishment of meiotic spindle localization; intracellular transport; cleavage furrow formation
Cellular component (GO): cytoplasmic vesicle membrane; cell cortex
Molecular function (GO): actin binding
Source: RefSeq, a predicted model, not a curated record